This is a messenger RNA of Cebus imitator (Panamanian white-faced capuchin), 8340 nucleotides long. RefSeq names its product leucine rich repeat containing 69 (gene LRRC69). NCBI's taxonomy places the organism in Eukaryota, Metazoa, Chordata, Mammalia, Primates, Cebidae. The transcript has 6 exons. Gene Ontology annotation, molecular function: protein binding. Bases 491 to 1372 code for a protein of 293 amino acids. The record is from RefSeq and is a predicted model, not a curated record.
UUCUCAUGAAUAUUAUUAACUAUUAAGUUAUAUUGAAAUGCAGUUUGUACUGGGAGAGCAGAAAUGCUUACAUUUUUUUCUUUUUCGAUGUUCAGGCAGAGUUGGUGCCAUAGUAAAUCCUAGUGUGAUUAAUGUUUCUUUUUUAAAAAUGCCAUUACAAACUCAGAUUUUAAUGUGUUUUGGUGUGUUUCAGUCUACUCUAGAUUAUUUUUUUCUGAUCCUUAGUAUUUUCCAUCUUAGACUAGUGGGAGUUUCUAGAAGUUCACUUCUAUGUCCUCAUUAAUCUCUGACAACUUCAACAUUGCAGGCAUGAGCUGUCUUAGGCUUACCUUAUACAUUUUCUGCCACAAACCUGGACCAGCUACCUUCCCUCCCUAUCUUUCACAUAGUCCCUUCAACAUGGUAGAUCUCAGAAUGUUCUUGUUUCUAUGAUACACCAAUUCUGUAAUUAGAGGUUCUAAAGCUUUAUAAUAAAGAACUCUAACCUCUAAUGGUUACCCUCUUUGUUUUCUACUUCUUUUCCAAGAUCAUGACUGAGAGAUUGUUAAUAAAAGCAUUGAGUGGUGGUAAAAACACUAAGAUCAUUACUUUGAAUGGGAAGAAGAUAACAAAGAUGCCCUCAGCAUUAGGAAAACUGCCUGGCCUGAAGACUCUAGCCCUUCAAAAUAACCUAAUCCCCAAAGUGUGCCCAGAGUUAUGCAAUUUAACCCAGUUGACAACACUAAAUCUGGGAAACAACCUUUUAGAAGAAGUUCCAGAAGAGAUGAAAUAUCUUGUAUCUCUGAAGAACCUCCAUUUAGCUGGAAAUAGGAUCUGUAGAUUUGCACCUGGAGCAUGUGAUGGCUUACAAAAUUUAAUCCUGCUUAAUCUGAACAACAAUCAUCUUACGCAGCUUCCUCAAGAAGUCAGCAGAUUAAAAAGUCUUACUCAUAUGAGUAUAAAUUUUAACCAACUAGCCAGCAUUCCUAGAGAACUUUGUUUUCUUAAGAAUCUUUCUGAACUUCAACUUAACUACAAUCAGCUAAAAUGCAUACCUGAAGAGAUUAAGUUCUUGAAGAAGCUUCAGAAACUUUUGCUAGCCAGAAACAACAUUGGAGUUUUGCCAAAGGAACUUUGUGAUCUUAAAAAACUCAGAAUCCUAGACAUAGCGGGAAAUAUUAUUCGGAUAUUUCCAUCAGGAGUAUCUGCCCACCUGUGGGACCUUGGGCUGUUUUCUCAUUUUGGCUAUUGCUGCUAUGAGCGUGGGUAUACAAACAUUUGUUCUUUACUUUCAGUUCCUCUGGGAACAUACUCAGAUAAAAUUGUUGAGUCAUAUGGUAAUUCUAUGUUUAAUUUUUUAAAGAAUCACCACAGUGUUUCCAAAAAUGUGUAGAUUUGAAUGUUUAGUACAAAUUGGAUAUUGCUAAUAUUGACCUCGAAAAUGUGACAUGAUUUUACUUAUCCUCUGGGUCUUAAUUUAACUCUCUAUGUCCUGUGAUGCCUGCUUGACUUCCAAAACAGGCUUUUGGUGCCACUUCUUCUUUGGUACCACUGGUGCCACUACUACUUCUAUGGUACCUUCUUGUGCCACUUUUUCUGUGGUAUUUCGAUGAUAUACUUGGGCAACAUAAUGGAGUAAUUCAUUUCAAGUCUUUCUUGCCCUUGGAUGGUAAGUUUCCAGAGAAAGAAUACUCUUUUUUACAAAUUAGUCAUUUUUUUUUUUUUUGAAAUUCAUAUGGCUUUUGAACAUUUGAAACUAUAUUUUCACCAGGACUUUUCUAUAAACACUUUCCUUAAAUGAAUAUUCUUCAAUUAUAUGAUUUUUAAUCAUUGGAUGUUCUUCUACCUUUUCUUUAUAAUAUCUUCACUUUUUCUAACAUUUUUAUUUAUUACCGGAAUUAGAAUUGGAUUUUGAAUGAACAAGCUUUUGAGAACAAGGAUGAUCUGAAAUAAAAUGUCUUUUAUUUGUAUCUCUCUUUAGAGAAUAAUAUUUCUGAAGUAUGGCACCUUUAGUGGACAGUGGACAAUCUGUGGUAACACUGCUGGUUGUUCAGCUAGUGCAGGAAAUAGUGAUGCUUGUUAUAUUAGUUUCCUGGGGUUGCUAUAGCAAAGUAUCAUAAACUGGGGCUUAAAGGAGCAUGGCUUUGUUUUCUCUUCUUAGAAUGAUACCAGUCCUUGGAUUGUGGACCACUGUAAUCCAGUAUGACCUCAUUUUAGCUAAUUACAUCUGCAAAGACUCUGUUUCCAAAUAAAUUCACCCUCUAAGGUUCAGAGUGGAUAUGACUCUUGGAGGACACUAUUUAACCCAUUAUACUUUGAUAGAACAUUGAGUUUGUUACUCUAUUCAGUGUCUGCUAGAGCAAUUGAUAUAAAUAUUGUUGAUGAGGUUUAUAUGACAUUCCAAUUUCAUAAACACUUACUGAGUACCUUCUCUGUUGCCAAGCUUUCUUCUAAUCUGGGGAAGCAGGUAAACAAAUAUGGAUGUUGCUGUCUAGAAACUUUGGAAUUUGUGUUUGAAAAAAUCUCUAAACAUUGAAGUGAACCCUGGAGAUAUCAUAAGAACAAGAUAAAUGCAUGAUUUUUAAUGGCUGACAGAAAUUUAAAAUUAGAAAAAUCAAAGAUACUGGCAUUAAUUAACUUGAACAAAGAAGCAAGUCAGGUAGGUGGUAAUUUCAUUGUUGAUUUCAAAACACUAAGGAGAAAGUGGCCUGUUGCCUUCAUAAGUUUUGACAAUGGAUCAAGAAAAAACUUCUUAUUAUUUACCACUAAAGGAAUAGACUAUCAUCAUGGGAUUUCUGGGAAGAAAGGAUUACUAAUCUCUUUCUUUAGGGCAGAAAACUUGGUCUCUUAAGUAGUUGUGAUUCAGUCUUUUCAACAGAAAAAAAAGCAAAUCACUGAAAUUUUAUAGUUCCUUUGAAACAAUUUUUAAAAAAUCUUUUUAUCACAGGUCUUCUUUCUCUGGCUCCUCUUUCUCUCAGGAGCCCAGUUAUUUUUCAAACUGCAAUCAUUUGAAGAGAAAGAUGACCUGACAAAAGUGAGAAAAAGUUUUAAUGAUCAUCACCAGGAGGCAUCAUGAGGUUUGUCUUAGAUGUGAAGUUUGUAGCAAAAUAUCAUAUAUAAAACAUUGCAGACCAAACAGAAAACUUCACAUUUCAGUAAGCUCUUGGUUAGAAUCCUCCAUUAGCAAUCUAUCUGAGGACCUGUAGUAUUAUGACUACUUUUCAAAUUCACGAGUAGUGUUCAAAGUUAUCUUUCUGGAUCAAUACUUUGCCAUUAUCUAGAAAUUUGCAAGUUACCAAAUCUAUCUGAUAUUGAAUAAUCCCUUGAAGAAGACAGAUUUGUUACCAUUAUUCCCAUUUGGAGCUGAGGAUAUUGAGGCUCCAGAGAAGCAGUUUGUCUGUAGCAGUGACCCUCAAAUUUGAGUGUGCAUCUGAAUCCCCUGGAUGGCUUUUUAAAACCCAGAAGGCUAGGCCCUCCCUCAAGGGUUCUGAGUCAGUAGGUUGGGGAUCCCACAGGUUUGCAUUUCCAUUAUGUUCUCGGGUAAUACUGAGGCUGUAAGUCUGGGAACCACACUUGGAAAACCAUUGCCCUGAAGGAUGGAACAGUAGCCGAGCUUGAACUUGCACUGAGGAAUCCAUUCAUUGUCUCAGGUUGGGACAGUCCCUGUUAUGCUAUACAAAUAAGGCCUUUCUUUAAGCUUCCUGGGAGUCUGGGUUCUGAGAAUUUCACUGUGUCCUUGACUAAAAUGAUACUCAAGGAACAUUAUUUGGGCAAUAGAAUUUUCGUAUACUCUGAAAAAUAUUUCACGUAGAAACUAGGAUUUUGGUAUGUGAACACGAGGAAUGCCUAUAUGGUUGGGGGCUGAGUUUUAUAUGUUUAAUUUGGUUAGCCUUCUUUUUGGCCACACUGUGGAUGUACUCAGUGCAUAUAUGCCAUUAACAAAACUUCUUGAACAUUUAUUCAUUAGCCAAUCUAAAAAUUGGAGAGAUUUUUUAGCAUGUGAAUUUAACACUAAAUUUUAUUUUGGAGAAAUUUGGGGAAGGCCAAAUCUUUACCUUGCUACUUUCAUUUCUGAAUUUUGUCUAUAAGGUUCCCCCCUUGCAUCGGGUGGUUAUAGUUUGGAAGUGAAACUCAAGUGUAGCUAAAACAUUUACAAGGAUACAGAUAAAUGUGACAACUUAUGAGAAAGUGCUUUCUUAAGAGUAGGCACUUAAGAAAUGUGCUUUAAAAGAUGUAAAUUAUACCCAAUGCUACAUUUUCCACAGUUGCUGCUUUCUUUCAAUUUCAAAGUCAUGAUAUUAACAUUCAUGUGAAUCUGUAGCUUCCAUAAACACAUUCUGUGUCAAAGUUAAGAAUCUUAAGUAUUUGUAUAUCCCUAAGGUUUGUAGGCACACACUGUUUUUGUAAGAAAAAAAAAUAUAAAGAGGGAAGGCCUCAUGCAGUGAUGUUGUCAUGAGAAAAAUUAUGCUUGGACUAUUUAUGGGAAAUCAUAGCACCUAUUCCAUUUCAUCAAUGCCCCUUUUUUCCUUCAAGAAUUCUUUAGAGUUAUCAUAAAUCAAAUUUGAGAAUAGUGGAAGCAGUUUCCUCUUUUACAGUAUGAGAAACACAGCAGGAAAAAGAAUGGAAGCAACUUUCCCAGAAACACAAAUCAUUUGAAUAGUGAGGAGAAGAUUUGAAUCCAUUUUUCCCAAACCAAAAUUAAAUUUGCCUAGCUUAACAGUGUACCCAUUAUGUGACAUUGGACAGGUCUUGUAUCAUCACAUUGCUAGGAAAGUGUCUCACACAACAGUUCGUGGUUAGUAAUGAUAGAAUGAGUGAAUUAUUAAAUGAGAUAAUGUAUAUGAAUUAUUAUUAGUGUUUGGCACAUGAUAGAUAUUGAAUGUUGUUUUCUUGUCAUUUUAAGGUUUGGUCUGAGAUACCUCCCCUUCAAUCCACCCCAAAUUUAGGGUUAUCUCUGAAGGCUUUCAAAGCCAUGAUAUCACCUGAAUGAUUGUAACUUGCAACUGUUAAGGUAACCAACUGAUCUUUACCCAAGGGUGUACAAGAGUGGCUGGUUUCAGCAGUACACACAUACUGCUUCCUAUUCCCCAGGUUGUCUUUGCCCUGUUCCAGGUUAUUUUCUUCUGCGGAUUCCUUUACAUUCUUUAGUCUUACCUUCUUUGGGCAACAAAACAGAACCAAUAAACUAUCUCCCUGAAGGGUUCUCUUUUCCCUGGCUCUUUGCCUUUGGUUUUCCGUUUAUUUAUGUCUUAUCCUUUCCCUCUCCCUCUUGGUUCAUUUGGUUUCUGUUUGCCAGACCAGAUCAGAUUCCUCUGGAAAUAGGACCUCUCAUUACUGAAUUCCCUGUGCCUUAGACACUUCACUUAACUUGUUGCCUACUACUUAUUCUGAUGUCUCUUCUUUCUUUGGAUAUUUUUAAUUUAAAAGGAUUUCUCUUUUCAUAGCCAAUGCUGAAUGAUUUUGAUCCACAACAGUGUAAGCUUAUCUUGCUAUAAUGUCCUUGGGUCCAGACGCUUGCCUGAUGUCUAGCAUGGUACAUACCCUGGUUUGCUGUCAUUUUCUGUCUGAUUCUUGUCUAAUUCAAGUAGUCCCAGUACUCCCGGUAUCAUCUAUAUCUAUAUCUAUCUAUCUAUCUGUGUUUGUGUGUAUAUAUAUAAUAUAUGUAUACAUUUGUGACUAAUACGAAGUCAAGUGAAGAAAGCCAUUUUAUUUUUGAAUGAUUCUCAUCAUUUCCAAAUGAACUCACCUGCCUUCGAUAGAAUGAUUUCCAUAUAUGAGCAGUAAUACACAAAUAUGUGCACAUGCAGACAAGCAUUCCUAGGGACACCAUUUAGUUUUACAUUAACAAAAAUAUUUCUGUGAGAUUGAUUGAACACUUGGAGAUUAUCUAUUUCAAAUAUAAACACAUCUAUGAUCAAAAAUGUCCCUAAGUGGUCUAGAAAGUGCAAUACAAUUGUGGGAAAAAAACUGCUUGGGAAAGUAAAAUUGUGAUGUUUGCCUUCUGUCAAAACUUUUGAAACUCUUUUGCAAAAUGGUUAGAAAACAGCCUACAAGUUUAAAAGUGAUACAUAGGGAAAUGUCCAUAAAGCUGUGGUCCAGAACAUCCCUGAAUAUCUUCACAGUCUAGUGAUUUGCUUGGAAGUACCCACUUUGCUCAAAUGGCAUGAGAAAUUCCAGUUGGCUGCCUUAUCCCUUUUGUUGUUCUGCCUCUUUCAAUUAGCAACAUUAGAGAUCCACUUUAUUUUGGUUCCCAUGUGAAUAGUUUGUUUUCUCUCUCUAUUUAAGUUUAAGGAAAAGUAUGCCCUAUUCUUGAAGCUCAUUAAAUGCCUCUCUAAAAUUUGACCUUGAUUUCAAAAUAGAAUAAUUCUCUUUGGUUGUCAAUGCUCCCUUCAGUGGCUCAGUUUAUUAGGAGACAUACAUUUAAAAUAACAUUCACUGACCUUUUAAAAAAUGGGACACAAGCCAAUGCUUUUCUAAUGGAAACCCCUUGUGGGUUCUGUGGUUUUAUGUAAGUGAUGUAAGCUUAGCUAAUAUAGAAUUCAUGAGUUCCAAAACUUGACUAAAUGCUUUCCCUGUCACUACUUUUAUGAGAAUGAGAUCAUGUUUUCUGCUGUUUCUUAUAUGGGGGUGGGCGAAGAGGAGGGUAUCGAAUUAUGUGUUAUUGCUUCUUUUACCAUUCUAAUUCUAAAAUUUCAUGGGGUAGACUUUUGGAAAUGAAAAGCAGAGAGAAAAAAAUUAUAAAAUAUUAUCUUCAAUGCAAUGGUGAUUUUGUUCAAACUCUGUUUUAAAAAUUGAAGACCCAAUUAAGUUAGGGGAUACAACUAUCUCUGUUUAAAUUACGUAAUUUGAGUUCUGACUUUCUACUUCUAUAUGUGAUUUUAUUAGAAUUAAAGAUAAGCUGGUCCUGAAUGCCUAUAAAGUGUAAGUGCUGCAAAGGACCCUGUUUCACAUGGUAUAGUGGUUGGUGAACACCAUUUCACCAACCACUAUCACUAGCUACUCUUGAAAAUUUUAUUCUUCUAGCCAAGUACCUAAUGAAAGUGAUUCAGGAGAUAAAAGGGAUGCCUUGCUUACCUUCAAAAUGGAGAUCCUCAAAUUUCAGCAGCAUUCACCUCUCUUGUUAAGAGGUAGGAAGGACAGGAUCAUAAAGUCAGAGAGCUGGAACUUCUGUGUUUUCUGGUGUUGCAGUAAAAGUGGAGUUCAAAUGAUUUCAAAAUCAGGGCCAGUAUUUUUCAGAAAGUAAACUUAAAUAAUUCGCAAUAUUAUAAAGAAAGACUGAUUGAAAUCAAAUGUGGCUCUUGUACAGACUGUUUAAACAUUGAUUUUCAUUUAGAUUAUUUCUCUCUCUCUCCCUUCCCUCUCCAAGUAAUCUCUAUGGAGGUGGGGGACUUUGUUCCCUUUCACUGAUGUAUUCUAAACUUAUAACAGUGCUUGGCACAGAGUAGGCACCCAAUAAAUAGUUACAGAAAGGAUGGGUAGACGGAUAGAUGGAUGGGUGGGUGGGUAUGGAUUUUAUGUAACAAACAUGAUUGCUUUGCUCUUCUGAGAAAUCAAAACUAAUUUGUGACAAUUAAUAACAAAGUUGUUCUAAGGCAGUGGUUUUCAACUAGGGAAGAUUUAGCCCUCCCUCCAUGUCCCCGGGAUAUCUGGAAAUAUAUGGAGCUAUUUUUUGUUGUGAAAACUGAGGAGUGGUACUACUGGCAUUUAGUGAGUAGAGGCCAGAGAUCCUGCUAAAUGUUCUGUAAUGCAUAGGACAGUCCCCCAUAACAAAGUAUUACCUGGCCCAAAAUGUCCAGGUUGAGGUUGAGAAACCUUGUAAGGGACUGACUAUUUCUUUAUGUUCUCCAGGCCUUAAUCCCAAUAAAAUAUAUUCUUAUCAAAUAGAUUUUAGAAUGUAUAAGAAUCAGCAACGAGCUUGGUAAAAUGUUGAUACCUGGGCCCCAUGCUCAUAUAUUAUAAAUUAUUGCUAAUAAUGCUUUUGGAUUUAAAGUUGAAUUUUUUCUGAUAUGAAUAUAGCUAUAUUAUUUAUAAAUAUGUAUUAUAUAUUUUGAUUCAUGUUUACAUGAUAUAUGUGUUUUCACAGCCUACUUUUAACCUUUCCAUAUCCUUAUAUUUUAGAUGUAUCUCUUAAAAAUACCAUAUAAUACUUCAUUUAAAAAAUCCAUCUGACUAUUCUUUCUUUCUCUUUGUUUGAGAUGAGGUCUUGCUAUUUUGCCCAAGCUGGUCUUGAACUCCUGAGCUCAAGCUAUCUUCCCACUUCAGCCUCCUGAGUAGUUGGGACUAUAGGCAGGUGCCACCUUGCCCAGCCUGCUGGGUAUAUGUAAUUCGUUUUACUUGUUCUGUACUCCUUUUCUCCUUUUU